This is a messenger RNA of Lytechinus variegatus (green sea urchin), 2028 nucleotides long. RefSeq names its product tripartite motif-containing protein 45-like. The record is from RefSeq and is a predicted model, not a curated record. NCBI's taxonomy places the organism in Eukaryota, Metazoa, Echinodermata, Echinoidea, Temnopleuroida, Toxopneustidae. Gene Ontology annotation, cellular component: nucleoplasm; chromatin. Gene Ontology annotation, molecular function: ubiquitin-protein transferase activity; protein binding; zinc ion binding. The transcript is spliced from 3 exons. The coding region runs from base 1 to 2028 and encodes 675 amino acids. Gene Ontology annotation, biological process: positive regulation of DNA-templated transcription.
AUGGCUGAGAAGUGUGAAUCAGAGAAAGCAUCAAUCUCUUCACCGAACCUGAUAUGUCCAUUAUGCCUUGACAUAUUUGUCGAGGCGACAAUCCUGACUUCAUGUGGACACACAUUUUGUCGGCGAUGUCUCAAGAAAUACGAUCUAACCCACCAGGACCUUGAUCACAUGAUCUGUCCUCUCUGCAGGGAGAUCACCAAGUUGUCUGACAACCGUGUCGAUGAUCUACGCCUCAAUGUCUCCAUCAACGGAUGCGUAGACGAUUACCACGCCAAGUGUGGAGGGAUGAAUGCUGUUCUUGAGAUGUGCCAGAAAUGCACCGCUUGCAAGUCUAAAAAAGACGCCGUGUCAUUCUGCAGAACAUGUACAUUUUAUAUGUGUGAUAAGUGCCUGCAUUCUCAUCAACAGCUUGUAGUGAUCUUUGGAGAUCAUGAGAUGGUAUCCAUUGAUGAUGUCAUCGAAGGGAAGGUUAGCAUUGGUCAUUUAUUCGAGAAGUGCUCCAUCCACAAACCAGAGAACAAGGAUAUGUUUUGUGAGGAUUGUAAGGUCCACGUCUGUCACAAGUGCGUACUUGUUGGUCAUAAAGCUCAUGAAAUCAAGAACCAGGUUGACUUUGAACAAGAGUUGCGACGGAAGGUGGAAGACCUUGCCCAACGCUGUGCUGACAAGAAAACAGAGCUGGAAAAGAACAUUCAAAACAUAGAAAUACAACGUCAUGAGGUACACACUGCAGUGCAGACACUACUAGAUGAUGUCAGACAAUCCUACACCAUCAAGGCCAAGGAGCUUGAAGAAAAUCUUCGAAAUCUCACCGACCAAAUAAAUGCCUUAAAGCAUAGUUUUGAUGACGACCUCAACGUCUUGAAGUCAAAAGAUCGUCAGAGGAUCAAGAGUAUUUGUAGUUCAAUUACUUUGGUAGAUAAUGACAGACUGGGUCAUCUUGAGACAGACACUCUAUCUGCUCACAUCUUGCUCUGUGAGGAACUAGAUACAAUGCUAAAGGAGGUUACCGAUCACACUUCUGCGUCAGCAAUUACGAAGAAAGCGAAGGGGAGGAGAUUCAAGCCAGCAGAUGAUACUCGUCUUGACCUCGGGAGCAUCGCAGGAUCAGAUCCCAAGGUAGAAGUCAUUCAGUGUGUUGAUCUACGGUCAGAUAUGCACGGAAUGACACGGUACUCACAUAACAGUGUGGGUAUCGUAUAUGGGUUGUGUGCACAAGGUAUUGAUAUCAUUGGUUCAAAUGGUGGUAAGCAGCAGUGUAGUAACAUACCCAAUGACGGGAGAUAUAAUGAUCUUGUCUAUCAACAAGACGGAUCUUUAUGCGCAUCGCUGUGCGAUACUAAUGAAGCCUACAUUUACUCCACCCUUGGCUCCAGGAAGGCAACAAUCCGCGUGAGAGACGGUACUAAUGAUCUCAAUGUUAACAGAAGUCAAUCAGAUGAAAUCAUCAUUACUUGCGAUGACGCCCAAGUAUAUAUCUAUGACCCGACAGGAUCUACCCUUAAACACACUUUUCAAACAAAGCACAUGACAUAUCAGGCAUCAACCACCAGGACGGGUUUGAUCGUCACGAGUUCCUGUUCUGCCAAUCCAAGCGUGGUGACGGUCUAUGACAGGGAUGGGAAUGCUGGUGAGUCUCUACAAGCUCCAGAGGAUGUCUGCCUGUAUGCUACCGUGGAUGAGCAGGACAGGGUGUAUGUAGCGAGUGUUGAUGUGGAUAAUAGUAGCGUCGUGAUCAGGCUCUAUGAUCUUGAUGGUCUGAACCUGAAGGAAAGAGUUGAGUUCCAAGCACUUAACAUGACAUUGGAGAGUUAUUGGUGUUACUUGGUUUCCCUCUCCCCAGGCAUGCUCGUCUUUGCUUGUAAUGCUAAGUUAUAUUUCAUCAAGGUAUCACUGACGGGUUUGAUCGUCACGAGUUCAUGUUCUGCCAAUCCAAGGGUGGUGACGGUCUAUGACAGGGAUGGGAAUGCUGGUGAGUUUCUACAAGCUCCAGAGGAUGUCUACCUGUAUGCUACCGUGGAUGAGUAG